AUGGCCGGGUCGACCAUCAUCUCCGACCAGUUCUCCUCGUAUGUAUCUGUCAACGGGAAGCAUACGUUGGAGAACAACAAGUGGCUAAAGGGCAAGAACUACACCCACAAGUGGGUCAACCACGACAAGUUCUUCGUGGACCCCAAGACGGGGGUCCAUACGAACCGCAUUGAAGGGACGUGGGAAGUGCGCGUGAAGCGCUACAUCAAGGCUAUGCGCGGCGUCCCCAAGGAGCGCCUGGACCAGUACCUAGACAUGUACCUGUGGAAGUCCUGGUACUUCAACGGCACUGUCCCGAAGUGCCAGUACCGCGACGGCCUCGUGCAGGGUAUCCGCAAACACUUCCCAGUUUAG
This is a messenger RNA of Phytophthora sojae, 354 nucleotides long. RefSeq lists its product as hypothetical. The coding region runs from base 1 to 354 and encodes 117 amino acids. The transcript has a single exon. Lineage: Eukaryota; Oomycota; Peronosporomycetes; Peronosporales; Peronosporaceae. The record is from RefSeq and is a predicted model, not a curated record.